ACUCUAAUAAUGACAUUAAAGAAAUGAGCCGAAGUUACAUAUGUAUCCGAAGUGUAAAACGAGAGUCCUUGUUACUGUGUUAGAAAAAAUGCAUUUCGGUAUUUCUAAGUACCGGUGUUUUUAAGAUACAAUAAGCAAAAUUUAAGUUUAAUUUAUUUGCGAUAUGGCAUCCAAUCAAAGAUUUAAUGUAUACGUGACGUUUGUCGAAAAAGAAGGCCCCUUUUUAAAAUUCUGGGGACAAACUGAUAAAAGUAAAGCGAUAUUUGUUGAACAAUUUCUUUCUGGAGUUACUCCACAAUUCGAUGCUGGCGUGGGAAAAAUAUCAACAGAGCAUUUAGUUCCCGGUUUAACAGUUUGUGUAAAAUAUCACGAUAAUAAAUAUUAUAGGGCAAAAGUUUUAAACGCAUUUGUCCAAGAAGGGUUUUUAGAGGUUAACUUUAUUGACUUCGGUAAUAAGGAAACAAUAGCGUGCGAAGAAGUAAGAUCAUUUCAAUCUUUUUUAAGUUCAGUAUCUACUAUUCCACCUCUAGCAGUAAGUUUCAUAAUUGCAGAAGCUCACUGUGUAGGUGGUGGAAAAUGGAAUGAUGCGACUUUUGAUAGAAUAGCUAAAGAAAUCAAAUACAGAGAUGUCCAGUGCACUCUACUAGCACAAGCCACUCAUCAUUACCUCGUGAGGAUAUCGGUUGAAGGUAUUGACAUAUGUCAUCAUUUUAUACAAAAGAGUUUGAUGCAACCAAUUCCUCUACAAGCUCAACAAGCAGUCUUAUUAAGUAUGAGCAUGCAAAAACAAUCUUCACCUCAACCUCAAGAAUCGAACAUGUCAUCUUCAACAAUUAAUACUUACAAAGCUUGUACUCUAAAACCAGGUCUUCAAUAUCCAGUUUAUGUGUCUUAUGUUAACGACGGACCAUGCCGCUUCUCAGUACAGCUCAAAAAUACCGAAGAUGUUUUGGUUAAGCUUAUGAAUGAAAUAAAUUCUAUCGAAUUAAGGGCUUUAGAGGAGACACCUUUACCUGGUACUAUAUGUUUAGCUAGGUGUCAAGAAGAUAAUAAUAUUUGUAGAGCUGUAGUUACCACAGAAGUUGAUACUCAAUUCAGGGUGUUCUUUGUCGACUUUGGAAAUUAUGAAGUAUUACCAGCAGAUUCGUUAUUUCAAAUACCUUUCAAAUACGUUCUCCCGAAAGUAAUGGCUAUUCGUUUUUGUUUGGCCGGUGUAGAAAAACCCACUGUUACAAUAGAUAUGCAGAUAGCUUUUAAAAAGUUUGUGGACAAUAGAUUGCUGCACAUGAAAGUUUUACCGUCACCUACCAAAACAGCUUUACCGAAAUGCGAACUAAGAGAUCCAAAUACGAACACUAGUGCACUUGAAGUUGUAAUGAAUGCAGCCAAACACUCUUAUCCCGAUCCUUUAACAUUGACCAGAGGAUUCAGCCAACCAGUUAAAGUCACCUUUGUAUACAGCUGUAACAGAUUUUAUGUUCAGUUAGCAAAUAAAGAAAAUGAACUCAGAUCUCUGAUGGACAAUCUACAAGAACUAUGUCAAGAUGACACAUUUAUGGAUUCUUCUUCGAUUAAACCAGAUGUACCAUGUUGUGCACUAUUCGUAAAUGAUGGUUUAUGGUACAGAUCUCAAGUAGUUGAUGUCAAAGAAAACAAUGUAAAAGUAAGAUACAUUGAUUAUGGAAACGAAGAACUGAUACCAAUAUCUCAGUUAAAAGAUAUUGAUAGUGAAGUUAUGACAGUACUUAGACCGCAAGCCAUAGAAUGUUGUCUUAACGGUUAUCAAAAUAUGGAACCAGAUGAAAUUAGAGAUGGACUAUUGGAAGAAUUGAUAUUGGAACAAGUUUUUACUAUGAAAGUUGUUGAAAUGUGUGACCAGAAGGCUUUGGUUGACUUAUUUGACGAAUCUAAUUACAAUGUGGCUUCCUUAUUGCUCGAUAAAUUAGCCGCAGCAAAUUCUCAGAUGAGUCCUGUAUUAGUUGUACAAGCUGGUCAUAAACUUGAACAUAGAAAAUCCUAUUCGAAACAGAGGGAAGUGGAUGUCAAAGAUAAACCCGGACGGGACAAACCUAAUGAAAGAACCGAUGCAUCUUGGCGACAAGAUAACAGGGACAAUCGAAACUUCGACAGAAAUACGAACGAAAAUAACGAAACCAACUCCUGGCGACAGAAUAACAAAGGAUUCAGUCCUAAUAGUCGAUUAGAAAAAUACAAAAAUCAAAAUAAUUGGAACAACAACGAAAAUAAAUCCAAUAGCAGCUCCAAUUGGAAUUCUUCGACACCAAUAGCUGGAGAAAGCGGUUGGAGUACGAACACUCAAGCAUAUAGUGAUUGGGGUGAUAGUAAUGAUGAUAAUAAAAAUAGAAGAAAUAACGAUUACAAAAGUAAUCGAGGAGGAUUUAAUAAUAGGGGAGGUCGAGGAGGAUAUACCAAUAAUAGAGACAGAGGCGAUAGGGGAGGAUCCGAUAGUGAAAGAGGUAGAUAUAGAGGAGAAAAGGGCGGAUUCAGGAACGACAAAGGCGGCAGAGGGGGCGAGAAAUUUGGCGGAAAGUCUAGAGGCAGUGGAUAUAAACAGAGAGAUUUUAAAAAAGAUGGUUCCGAUGCGAGUUCGACUAGUUCAGGUAAAAGUUUCCAUAGAGCUCCUAAAACGAGCUCCCGUUCCGAUCAAAGCGGAUGGGAUGGAAGAAAUAACGACAAACCGAAGAACUCGUUUAAGGAUCAUUCUGGAGGAGGAGACAGUUGGGAACCGGUCAUAUCGUCGGAAAAUUCCUGGAAUGUUAGUACAUUCGCUUCGAGUAUAGAUGCAGCACCUGUUGCGGCAACUUUUGUGAAUUAUGAUGUUGUCGGUAUUGAAUCGAAAGUUGUUAUUAGUUGGUUCCAUAAUCCGGGAUUAUUUUAUUGUCAAGUACUAGACGAUCAGGAACAAUUCAAAUCUAUGAUGCAAGACAUCCACGAUUUCUACAAAGAUAGAAAACCCGAAAGAGUUGUGCAAGGUUCUCCGGUUAUAGGUCUUUUCCCCGAAGAUAACGUUUUAUAUAGAGCCAAAGUUUUAGACGUAAUCGACAAUCAAUAUAAAGUACAAUACGUUGAUUAUGGAAAUGUAUCUACAAUCUCCAAAGUCUGGCCAAUCGACAAGAAAUUUAUGAACCUCCCUGCCCAAGCAGUAACUUGUUGUUUAAAUAAUAUAGCACCUGUCGGAGACCAAUGGGACGAUCCAGAUUGUUACUGCAGUUAUUUUGAUAAGGAAAAUUUCACGUGCAAAUUCGUUAAUAAGGACGAAGAAAAAACAUUUGUAAAUUUAACACACAACUCUGAAGAUGUUGCUCAGUUAUUGGUGAAAGAUGGAUUAGCAAUUUCGACGGCUUUGGCAGUACCCGAAAUUGAAAUACCAUUACUACUCGGACAACAAUUUAGAGCUAUAGUUAAGAGUGUGAACAAUUUGAGCGACAUCAUUUUGGCUUUAGAAUGUGGCUUAGCCGUAAACUGUACCAUGCAUAAUUUGGAAACGGCAACUGAAACUUUCGAAGAGACUCUCAAGGGUCUUUUGGAACAAACUGUGAUUAUUUAUGUGGAUAAUGUUUUACAGGAUUAUAGAUUAGAAAUUACGCUUUAUGAUACACAAGGCAACAAACAUAUUAUACUUAACCCCGAUGAAGGUUCUUACGAUACUGUCGACAUUCCUUGUCCCCUAUUAGUUUUAUGUUCCACCAUAAGCGGGAAUGUAACUUACGCGAACGAAAAUUCAAUUUUCAUUCAACCUGUAGAAGUAGCCGAACAAGUAGCGAUACUAUUAGAUCAAUUAUUCGCUGUGUAUGAUGGAAAACCCCAUGAAAGUACCAUAAUACCCGAGGAAGGAAUGGUUUACGCGGUACAUAGCGAAGAUGGUAAUUGGUAUAGAGGAAAAGUGACUAGUUUUGAUGAUGAAAAAGCUACUGUUUAUUAUAUCGACUAUGGAAACUAUGAAAGUGUCAAUUUUUCGGAAUUGAGGGAAUUGGAAGUCCAAUUUUUAGAUAUUUCAAUUUUGAGUUUACAGGUUAAGGUUCUCUCUGAUGCCAAAACGUUCAUAGACAAAGAUGUAACCGCAUCUAUAUAUUAUGGUGAAACAGGUUGGGAAGGCACAGUACAAAUUAUAAAUUCCAUAAAUUCACAGAUAUUGACAACUGAUAGUACUGAUAACGGCUUUGCUACAAGUAGCACUGAAAAACCAGAUGAAAUUGUUAAUGAAAAUUUAGAAAUUGAAACCUCCGAUGAAAUUGAAAAAGUCGAAGUUGCCGAUGGAGGUGAAGUUGAAGAUGAAGAGACCGUUGAAAGUGAGAUUCCAAAAACAGAAGAAAUAGAAAAAAUUGGAACAUCGGUUGUUGUAAGUCAUAUAGACUCUCCUUGCGACUUCUACCUUCAAUAUUCUGAAAACUUGGAAGAUUUAGAUAACCUUCAAACCGAAUUACAAGAAACAUUGCAAGAUAUGGAAGUUUUAGUUAACCCAACACCUGGAGUUCUAUGUGCUGCUCCUUAUACUUUGGACCAAAUGUGGUACCGAGCUGAAGUAUUAGAUGCCGAUGAAGAUAUAACAACUGUACGAUUCGUAGAUUUUGGUAAUACAGAUGUAAUCGAUAAUAAAACAACACAAAUCAAAACUUUACCUCCAAAGCUGUUGUCACUAGCGAUAUAUGCUACUAGAUGUUCCUUGAAAAUUGAGCCUGUAGAAGAAGAUUGGAACCCGGUCGCUCUUGGCGUUUUCGAAACGUUAACUGAAGGAGCUCUAACGGCCGAAUUUUGUAAUCAAGACGAGAAAUGUACUUUUGUCGAAUUGUAUAGUGAUGGAAUAAAUAUUAAGGACGCUUUGGUUUCGGAAAAUCUGGCUAAAUUCGUUACUUCACCCGUCGAAACAAAACAGACUGGUUUCGUUAGCCAUUUGAAUUCUCCCUCCGAAUUUUGGAUACAACUCGAGAGUUGUAUAGAUGAAUUAGAAUGGAUCGCCGAACGAUUGAGUACAGCUGAAAAUUUCCCCGAACUAACCGACUUGACUCCCGGUACUUUGUGCGCGGCUCUAUUCCCAGAAGAUCAAAUGUGGUACAGAGCCAGAAUUUUAUCUAAUACCAUUGCAGGAGUAGAAUCGCUAUUUAUAGAUUAUGGCAACUCAUGUACCAGCACGGAUCUAAAACAACUUCCAGAAGAUUUAAUUAUGACGGCACCGCUUGCCAUAAAAUGUAGUUUACAAAAAAAUGAAGGCAUUCCAACGUGGACACCGGAAGCUGCAGCUAAAUUUGCCGAAAUAUCCGCCGAGGGACAAACUAUUUUUACCGUUAAAAAAAUAUCCUCGGGAGAAACGUCCGUAGUACAACUUUAUUUGGACGAUAAAGAUGUUACUACAAUGUUAUUACCGAACACUGAAGAUGGUUAUAUUACAAAAAUCGAAACUUUGAAAAAUAUGAGUUUAGAAAAAGAAAACGGAGAAACGAUCGAUGAUGUCGCUUUGGAACCUAUGGAAGGACAAAAAUUAGACGAAACGGCUAAAGAAAAAUUGGAGGAAUUGAACGAGCAAGGUUCCACCCUGUUCCAAAUCGAAUUCGUUAAUGAAAAGACCAUUAGAUUGUAUCUUCAAGGAAGAGAUAUCCGUCCGUUACUAGGAGGCUUCAUAAAUCCUGCUUUUAAUCCUCUACUCAAUGAAGAACUAACAAAUGUAAUUAACAAAAAUGAAAAUAUUGAAGACGCCCAAAAAGACAUUCAUAUUUGUGAUACAAAAAUUAAUAUUUCGAAUCUGGUACCAGUAGAAGAAGCAGAUCAGAAAAUUCAAGACCACCAAAAUAUCAAUUCUGAAGAAGAAUUGAGUUUUGUUACAAAAUCUAGUGAAUACGAAGAUCUUGAAUAUAUACCAGAAAAAGCAAUGGGUGUUGAAGAACAAUCAAACCAGUAUCAAACCAAAAACCAUAUAUUUGAACCAGGAAUUAAUACUAUAGAAAUUGAAUGGAAAGAUACUGAACAAAUUACUUGUGAAGAAACAGUUUCAUUUGAAGAAUUAGAUAAUGUCCAAGAAAGUGGAACAGAAGAAACUUGUACAGAUAUUGACGACAUAGAAGUAAAUGAAGAAAAAACCAAUAAUAUCAAAAGACAAAUGAUUUGUUUUGAUGAUUUGAACGUCAAUUCAGAAGAAGCAAAAAAAAAUGAAGAAAUAUUUGUGAUAGAAGAUGAAGAACAUUCAACAGAACAGUUCUUAAAAGAAUAUGAUCACGAAGAACCAAAUUCUGAAGAGUUCUCAAUAAAACAAUUUGAAUCAGAAACCGAAGAAAUUAUUGAAAUCGAAUCUAAUAACGAAGAAAACAUGAAAAUUAUAGAAGAUAGUGGAGAACAUGUAUCUAUAAUAAAUGAAGAUCAAGCUAAAUUAAUGCCGUUGGAAGUUGAAGAAAUUGAUAUUUCUACCAAAGAAUUAUAUAAAACCGAAUAUAAGUCCAAUUCUACGCAAAUUGAAACUACUGUCAUUGAAAAAAGAUCAGAAAAUGAUACAAGUUUAAAAGAACAUAGUGCUAAAUCUGAUGUAACUGGUAAAACCAGUAAACAUUCAAAGACUGAAAUUAAAACAACUUCAUCAAGUAGAAAUAUAAAAGUCGCUAGCACAAAAAGCACUCCUAAUAAAACCAGUACCAAGACAUCACCUACAAUUCAAUCAAAAUUAAAAGUAGAUAAAACAUCACCUACGAACCAAUCAAAAGUAAAAACUGACAAUAAAAUGCCGGUGAAGUCUACUCUGCAGAGAACGAAUUUACUAUUGCCGAAAGAUUUGAGUAAAAAGAGUGAAAAAGAAUUAUUACCAAAAGAAAUAAGUCCACCAAAAUCCAGUUUACGAACAGAUCUAAAGAAAACAUCACCUACAACUAAAGUUUCUUCAACUAAAUCGUAUUCAAAAAUAAGUCUGGAAUCUCAAUUAAAGACGAAUCCGGUUAUGAGUAAAAUUAAUUCCUCAAAAUCAUCACCAGGUAAAUUCAUUCAAAAAAAUAGUUUUUCAACUAAAUCCGCUAAAGUAGAUUCUCCUGGAAAAGAAAAACUAUCGUCGAAAUCACAGACUGUUGUUAAUGAUAUAUUAAAAGAUAUCGUAGAUUCUGCAACAGAAUAAUGAAGUGUUGCGUUGUCUUGUUAUUACAUAAUUAUUUUGAUUUGUUUUAAGUUCAUGACAAGUUUUUAUUUUGAUAAUAAAAGUUUUUUUUU
Messenger RNA from Diorhabda sublineata, 7200 nucleotides. Its product is annotated as maternal protein tudor-like. The coding region runs from base 164 to 7108 and encodes 2314 amino acids. The transcript is spliced from 17 exons. Lineage: Eukaryota; Metazoa; Arthropoda; Insecta; Coleoptera; Chrysomelidae. The record is from RefSeq and is a predicted model, not a curated record.